Molecule: messenger RNA, 1574 nt
Organism: Argentina anserina (silverweed cinquefoil)
Lineage: Eukaryota; Viridiplantae; Streptophyta; Magnoliopsida; Rosales; Rosaceae
Product: mitogen-activated protein kinase homolog MMK1
Exons: 5
Coding region: 87-1286 (399 amino acids)
Biological process (GO): protein phosphorylation; intracellular signal transduction
Cellular component (GO): nucleus; cytoplasm
Molecular function (GO): MAP kinase activity; ATP binding
Source: RefSeq, a predicted model, not a curated record
GCUAAACUUAGGGCUUGAGCUUGAGCUUCUCACUGCCUGCCAUUAGCCCAGAGACUACCAAGAAUAGUAAAGACCAAAUCAAUCAAAUGGAAGUCGGAGGAGGAGGAGGAGGAGCAGCUCCAUCGGGAGACGCCGAGAUGUCAGAGGCGGGCCCCACCCAGCAGUCAGCUCCACCUCAUCAGAUGGGGGCGGCGGAUGCCAUUCCGGCGAAGCUGAGCCACGGCGGAAGAUUCAUCCAGUACAACAUCUUCGGCAACGUCUUCGAGGUCACCGCCAAGUACAAGCCGCCCAUCAUGCCCAUCGGCAAAGGCGCUUACGGCAUCGUCUGCUCGGCUUUGAACUCGGAGACGAGCGAGCACGUGGCCAUAAAGAAGAUUGCGAAUGCUUUCGACAACAAGAUCGAUGCGAAGAGGACACUGAGGGAGAUCAAGCUGCUUCGUCAUAUGGAUCAUGAAAACGUUGUUGCCAUUCGGGACAUAAUCCCCCCACCACUCAGGAAUGUCUUCAACGAUGUUUACAUCGCCUACGAGCUCAUGGACACUGACCUCCAUCAGAUCAUUCGAUCCAAUCAAGCUCUCUCUGAGGAGCAUUGCCAGUACUUCUUAUACCAGAUCCUUCGUGGAUUGAAGUACAUUCAUUCCGCAAAUGUUCUGCAUAGGGACUUAAAGCCUAGCAAUCUUCUCCUAAAUGCUAAUUGUGACUUGAAGAUAUGUGAUUUUGGACUAGCUCGGGUCACCUCCGAGACUGAUUUCAUGACCGAGUAUGUUGUCACACGAUGGUACCGUGCACCAGAACUAUUGCUAAACUCUUCAGAUUACACUGCAGCUAUUGAUGUAUGGUCAGUAGGCUGUAUUUUCAUGGAAUUGAUGGAUCGAAAACCAUUGUUUCCUGGCAGAGAUCACGUGCAUCAGCUACGUCUGCUUAUGGAGCUGAUUGGCACCCCAUCAGAGGCUGAACUGGGAUUUUUAAAUGAAAAUGCUAAGAGAUACAUCCGGCAACUUCCUCUCUACCGCCGCCAAUCAUUCACUGAGAAGUUUCCUCAAGUUCAUCCUUCAGCCAUUGAUCUUGUAGAAAAGAUGUUAACAUUUGAUCCUACAAAGAGAAUUACUGUUGAAGACGCACUAGCUCAUCCCUACUUAACAUCUCUCCACGACAUCAGUGAUGAACCUGUUUGCAUGACUCCCUUCAGCUUCGACUUUGAGCAGCAUGCAUUGUCUGAGGAACAAAUGAAAGAGUUAAUAUAUCGAGAGGCCCUUGCAUUUAACCCAGAGUAUCAGCAGUAUUGAGGAAUCAAAUAUUUCUUUUCAUUUUGGUUGUCAUUAGUGUGUUUUUUUUUUCACGUUCCAUUUGUUUGGUGAUCAAAUUUAAAUCUUCCUGUAAAUAUGUUCCAUCCAAAAGUGGAAGGUAUUGACGCUAUUUGAUUCAACUGGAAGUCUAGAACAGUGGUAAACUGAUAAUGUGUUUGUAUCUGAAAGCUUUCUAUUUAUUUUCUUGUCGAAUUAAGUACUGCUGGGAUCAGCUUUUCUUGAAAUAAUCCAUAAGCUUCAAAAUCAAUAACAUCUACUAGUUGUAUU